This is a messenger RNA of Apodemus sylvaticus (European woodmouse), 3734 nucleotides long. RefSeq names its product erythroblast membrane associated protein (Scianna blood group) (gene Ermap). The transcript has 12 exons. The record is from RefSeq and is a predicted model, not a curated record. Gene Ontology annotation, molecular function: protein binding. The coding region runs from base 265 to 1716 and encodes 483 amino acids. Lineage: Eukaryota; Metazoa; Chordata; Mammalia; Rodentia; Muridae.
UAGGGACAGCCAGAGGCCCUCUGUGGGGUAGAUGGAGCCCUUGGCUUUGAGACUCUGGUCAUCAGACUAGAAUAUGAACUUUUUGCAGACCCAUCUCUUGAGAUCUUCCUGGCACUCUUGCCUGAUGUCAGACUGCCCUGCCUGUGGGGAGCCCAAUGUUCCCAGCUAGGAGGCUCCAGCUUGGCCGCUAAAGGACAGAUUCCCAUCCCAAAAGCGGUCCGUGUUGGAACACUGAAGUUGUUAAAGGAUCAUGGGACGGGGGAAAUGUGUGUAACGCCACACUCACGGAAGGUGUCAGUUCACAUGGAGAGACCAAGUCCCCCCGGUUCCUGGCUCGUCGGCUGCUUUUUCGUGACAGCCGUCUUCCGGCUGCCUGCUUGGGUGACAGGGGAUGCUGGCAAGGUCUACACAGCCCCUCUUGGGGACACAGCCAAGUUGCCCUGCCCUCUCUUGCUCUGGCCUAACAUGAUGCUCAGCGAGAUGAGGUGGACUCGGCCCGGACACCUGCCUCGGACCCAGGCUGUCCACGUGUUCCGGGAUGGGCAGGACAGUGAUGAAGACCUCAUACCAGAAUAUAAGGGCAGGACGGCACUGGUGAGGGAUGCCCACAAGGGAAACUAUACCCUGCAAAUCAGUAACGUGAGGCUCGAGGACCAAGGACUGUACCAGUGCCAGGUCUGGGUUGGAAACUCAAGUCAAGAGGACAACGUGAUCCUGCAGGUGUCAGAUCCAAGAAGUCUGUCCUCUCCAGCGGUGGCUCUCUCUGUGGUCUUGCCCAUCUUGGGGCUCCUCAUCCUUCUCGGCAUUUGGAUCAUCUGUAAACAAAAAAAAUCAAAAGAGAAACUGCUGUAUGAACAGGCGAUGGAGGUAGAAAAUCUUCUGGAAGACCAUGCCAAAGAAAAAGGAAGACUCCACAAAGCCCUCAAGAAACUCCGGAGUGAACUGAAGUUGAAAAGAGCCGCUGCCAAUGCAGGUUGGAGAAGAGCCCGGCUGCAUUUUGCGGCUGUGACCCUGGACCCCGACACAGCACACCCCAAACUCAUCCUGUCUGAGGAUCGGAGAUGUGUGAGGCUGGGCAACAGGAAGCGGCCUGUUCCUGACAACCCAGAGAGGUUUGAUUUUGUUGUCAGCGUCCUGGGCUCUGAGUACUUCACAACCGGCUGUCACUACUGGGAAGUGUACGUGGGCGAGAAGACCAAAUGGAUUCUUGGAGUGUGUAGUGAGUCUGUGAGCAGGAAAGGGAAGGUCACCGCCUCGCCUGCCAAUGGCCACUGGCUUGUGCGACAGAGCCGUGAGAAUGUGUACGAAGCACUCACGUCCCCGCAGACCUCCUUCCGCCUCAAAGAGUCCCCGAAGUGCGUGGGGAUCUUCCUGGACUAUGAAGCCGGCAUCAUCUCCUUUUACAACGUGACCGAUAAGUCCCACAUCUUCACUUUCACCCAUAGUUUCUCGAGCCCGCUUCGCCCUUUCUUUGAACCUUGUCUUCACGACGAGGGGAAAAACACUGCGCCUCUAAUCAUUUGUACUGAGCUUCAGAAAUCAGAAGAAUUGAUUGUCCCCAAACAAGAAGGAAAAGACUGUGCUAAUGGAGACGUGUCUCUCAAGGUGAAUUCAUCCUUACUGUCCCCUCAGGGGUCUGAGCUAUUUAUACUUAAUGAUACCUGGCACUCUAACCUUGGCCCUGCCCUGAAGGGGCUCAAGGUUCCUUCUUUGUAGGGCUGUGUGCCCUGUGCACCACUCAUGACCACCCAGCCUGGUACCCUGGACCCAGGCUCCUGGUCCAGCACCUGUUUCUCUAGUACCCCAUCUCCUUGACCCCAAUCCAAAUCCUUCUGUGGUUUCUGUUCUGCUUUUCUCCCAGGGCUUAGUUCUGAACUCUGCCUUUUUCUUGAGACUAGACAUGUCCAUUGCUAUGGUAGAUGACUUUUUGAAAUAAACAAAACACACUCAGUCGAGGUUUAGGAGGAGUUCUUGGAUGUGACUCAGGAGGACUCCGUUCAGGUCAGGAGAAAGGGCUUUCUCCCCAGGGAAUCAUGACACCAGCUUCUCAUCGUCAGCCUGCUCAGUGGGCUUUCAACUGUGAAGUUACAGCCCCCAGAUCCCAAUGCCUUCCACUUGAGGCUGUUCUCUUUCCCCCCAGGCAGGCCUCUGACUCCCCAUGCCAGCUUUUUACAAGCAUAUGUCUUGGGAUUCACACAUCCUUUCUUCUUUGUUCAGGGUUUGAGGCAGAGGGGUAGACACUCCAUGGUUUCCUGCUUUCUCCAUGCUGUUCACAGCAGAGGUUGGAGACACCCAGGGCUCUCCUCAGCAGCUAAUCUGAAACGGAGACAUCCAGAAUGCACAUGUUCUCAAAAAUCAACUUACCUGCCUCAUGGCAGGAACCAUAAUCCCAAGAAACUGGAGCACAGGCUGGGAGGCACAGCUGCAACCAAAGCAAGCCAGCUGUGCAGCCCUGGCAGAUGAGUUAGUCUCCAGUCUGUGGCUAUGGCCCUUCUGAAAACUUCCUGAUACUCAGAGAGGCCCAGUGAGAAAGACUGGCAGUUUGAACCACUCAUGCAUACCGACAAGACUAUUAGACUUGACAACAGCCUCCAGGUCAGAGAUUAUUGAUUUCAAGAAAGUUGGUCUUAUUUCAAAUAAGACACCUUAUGGUCAGGUACUGUGGUGCACACCUGUAAUCCCAUGUGGAUUACUGUAAAAUAGAUCUGUGUAAAUUAUAGACCAGACUGGUCUAUAUAGUAAGUCCUAGGACAGUCAGGGCUGUGGGGAGAAAUCCUAUCUCAAUGCCACCUCCUCAAAAUGAGACAAGAUAUCAUUUUGGAAGAUUAUAAGAUGAGAAUAUAAGAUAACGAAUUCAGGGCUGCAAAGAUGGCUCGUCGAUCAGGGGCUCGUCUGCUCUGGCAGAGGACCAGGGUUUGUUUUUAGCACCCAUAUUGGGCAGUUUACAACCACUUGUAACUCCAGAUCCAGAGGAUAAGACUUUAUCUUUUAUCUAGUCUUUAAGGGCACCUACAACUCACUGCACAUAGCUACACAUCAACACACACACACACACACACAAACACACACAAACACACACACACACUUUUUAAGUUAAAUACUUAAAUAAUGAAUCCAAGUUUUGGAUGUGGAUUAGGGAAAGAAGGCAAGGCACUUUCAAGUCAUACCCACAUAUGUGAUUCAGCCUGUUUGCAGAGGUAUAAUUACCGAUUUGCAAAUGGGAAGGCAGCUGGACUCCUCAGGAACUAGAUCUGCUACAGUCUCUUUCCAAUAGAACCUGCACUAGUGUUCCCUAGAGAAAGAGAACCAACUGUGUGUGUGUGUGUGUGUGUGUGUAUACACAUGUACAUACAUACAUGCAGACAUAGUAAGAGAUGGGGACAGAAAAUAAAUAUGAGAGUGAAGUUGGCAGAUGAUGAGAGUCUUGGAAAGAGCCAAGUUUUACUUGUAGUCUAAGGCAGGGAAAGAAUUGAUAUCUGUCUAAAGCCUGAAAGGCAGCAAGACUCUUCUGAGAUCUUCCACUGAUAGGUUGACUCCCACUGGAAUUAAGGAGGGUGACUGCUUUAUUCAGGCUACAGAUUAAAUGCUGAUCUUGUCCAAGCUCCUCUCACAGAGACACCAGAUGUGAUGUUUGACCAAGUUUCUGAGACCUUUGUGACAGGUCAAAGUGAUAUGUAAAUUUUUCCAUUUUUGUUUGUCUUUGUACAGUUAUUAAAUAUACCCUUUAGUACUUA